Messenger RNA from Geodia barretti, 915 nucleotides. The record is from the annotation of a GenBank genome assembly. Lineage: Eukaryota; Metazoa; Porifera; Demospongiae; Tetractinellida; Geodiidae.
AUGGUCGUUGCGAAACCGGUUGAGGCAGCACGGUCGAGGCAGGAAUUUGACGCCGAGUUGACCCAAUUGGUCACUUGGGCGAAUGGUGUGGGCGGCCCGGUGCGAACGCCGGAAUGCGUAGCGCCCUCGGCUGCUCCGGCAUCACCGCAGAGGCCAGCCGACCCGGCCCAACCAACGAUCCGGGAAUUACCCAACGGCGAGCGACCACGGGAGAGGUUGCGGCAAAGGGGCUCGCGGGAAUUGUCCAACACGGAAUUGGUGGCGAUUCUCCUGCGAACCGGAAUGAAGGGUGAGAACGCCGUCAGCAUGGCAUCGCGGAUCAUGGCGGAUUUCGGUGGCCUGGCUGGUCUGGCGAAGGCGGAUUAUGGGGAGUUGAUCCGGGAGCGCGGGUUGAGCGAUGCCAAGGCGUGCCAGGUAAUGGCAGCCCUGGAGUUGGGGCGCCGUGUCGCCGCGCUACCGCCAGCCGAACGGCCGCAAAUCUCAUGCGCCCAGGACGCAGUCAACCUGAUAGCGCCGGAAAUGGCGGCGCUGGAUCAGGAGAAUCUGGUGGUUUUACUGUUGGACACGCGCAACCGGAUGGUGCUUAAGCGCACCGUUUAUAUGGGUACGGUCAACAGCAGCGCGGUGCGUCCCGCUGAGGUGCUGCGACCGGCGAUUCGGGAGAACGUGCCGUCCAUCAUAGUGGCGCACAACCAUCCGUCCGGGGACCCGACCCCCAGCCCUGAGGAUGUGGCGGUGACGCGAGACUUGGUGGCCGCCGGGAAACUUAUGGACAUAGAAUUGCACGAUCAUUUGAUCAUCGGAGAUGGGGGCCGUUUCACCAGUCUCCGCGGCAUUGGUUCCGGAUUCGAACAGCGUGAUUAUCACGCACUCACGGUGAUAAACUCCACGGCACGCAGCACCUGCGGAGGGUAA